AUUUCUUUUUAGUUUCUAGAAACCCUAGUGUAGUCUCAGUCUCCGAGCACCUAAAAUGCCGCCCAAAUUUGACCCUUCUCAGGUCGUCGAUGUCUUCGUUAGGGUCACCGGAGGCGAAGUUGGUGCGGCCAGUUCCCUCGCCCCGAAAAUUGGGCCGCUCGGUCUUUCCCCUAAGAAGAUCGGUGAAGACAUCGCUAAGGAGACUGCUAAGGACUGGAAGGGCCUUCGUGUCACCGUCAAGCUCACUGUGCAGAACCGCCAGGCCAAGGUGUCAGUUGUUCCAUCGGCAGCGGCUCUGGUAAUCAAGGCACUUAAGGAGCCAGAGAGAGACAGGAAGAAGACUAAGAAUAUCAAGCAUAGCGGGAACAUCUCGCUUGAUGAUGUAAUUGAGAUCGCGAAGGUUAUGAGACCAAGAUCGAUGGCGAAGGAUUUGAGUGGAACUGUGAAGGAGAUUUUGGGAACUUGCGUUUCGGUUGGUUGUACGGUCGAUGGCAAGGACCCUAAGGACUUGCAGCAAGAGAUUACUGAUGGUGAAGUUGAGGUGCCGCUUGACUGAGAGAUCAGCAGUUACAGUGAGAUAUUUCAUUUUCCUUCCCUUCCAUCUUUCAAAAAAAAAAAAGAGAGAGAAACUGUGGUUAUCUAGUCGUGUUUUUGGAUAUUUAAGGAUGUUUCAGAAAUUGUUUUCUAUGUUGAGGUAAUUAGAUGAUGAUGUGGAGGAAUUUUUUGGGCAGAUAUAGGUUAUUUUGAUGCAUUUUAAUGGUAUUUCAAUUCUUUUCUGUUAA
This is a messenger RNA of Manihot esculenta (cassava), 782 nucleotides long. Its product is annotated as 60S ribosomal protein L12. The coding region runs from base 56 to 556 and encodes 166 amino acids. Gene Ontology annotation, molecular function: large ribosomal subunit rRNA binding; structural constituent of ribosome. NCBI's taxonomy places the organism in Eukaryota, Viridiplantae, Streptophyta, Magnoliopsida, Malpighiales, Euphorbiaceae. Gene Ontology annotation, cellular component: cytosolic large ribosomal subunit; ribosome. The transcript has a single exon. The record is from RefSeq and is a predicted model, not a curated record. Gene Ontology annotation, biological process: translation.